Brettanomyces bruxellensis is the source of this 651-nucleotide messenger RNA. RefSeq lists its product as uncharacterized. The transcript has a single exon. The record is from RefSeq and is a predicted model, not a curated record. Gene Ontology annotation, cellular component: mitochondrion. Bases 1 to 651 code for a protein of 216 amino acids. NCBI's taxonomy places the organism in Eukaryota, Fungi, Ascomycota, Pichiomycetes, Pichiales, Pichiaceae.
AUGUCAAUAAGGUUGUUGUAUUUCCCUAGAUUUUCUGCUUUCGGUUCAUCCAUUGUUCUACGAAAUGUUGGCACUAGACGUUAUAUUUCCACCACUUUGCCUAAACUAAAUGUUCAAGCGCAUGCUCCUCGUCCAAAAGAAAGUCGAUUGAAGAGUUUGGUAAGGGAAUAUGGAUAUAGUGGAAUUGGUGUUUAUCUUGGUAUUGGAUUCGUUGAUUUGUCACUAUGUUAUUUGUUAGUUCAUUCGGCGGGUGAAGAGAAGAUAAGAUCAUUACAGGACAGGUUUUUAAAUUUUAUUGGCUGGAACAAAGAUGACGCAAAUGAUCAACAUCCAACAGAAGAUAAGAAGAAAACCUCGACAAUCUGGACAGAAUUUGCAUUAGCCUACGCACUUCACAAAUCUUUGAUUGUGGUUCGUUUGCCCUUGACCGCGGCAAUUACACCAGCGAUCGUGAAAAAAUUACGUGGCAUGGGUUUCGAUGUCGGCAAUAUUGCAAGUGCUACAGCAAAAAAUGUUGGAGAACGGGGUCUCAAAGGUACCCUUACGAAGAGUGGCGUUAAGGGUAUAGCCAAAGAUUUAAAGUACGAUCCUACGGCUUCAGAUCCAAAGUUUGGAAAGCCACCUUCUAAAGGCCAAAGAUGGUUUUUCUAA